Propithecus coquereli (Coquerel's sifaka) is the source of this 1776-nucleotide messenger RNA. It is a transcript of the gene PRDM6, whose product is annotated as PR domain containing 6. Gene Ontology annotation, cellular component: nucleus. Lineage: Eukaryota; Metazoa; Chordata; Mammalia; Primates; Indriidae. The transcript is spliced from 7 exons. Gene Ontology annotation, molecular function: histone methyltransferase activity; protein binding. The record is from RefSeq and is a predicted model, not a curated record. The coding region runs from base 1 to 1776 and encodes 591 amino acids.
AUGCUGAAGCCGGGAGACCCUGGCGGCUCGGCCUUCCUCAAAGUGGACCCAGCCUACCUGCAGCACUGGCAGCAACUCUUUCCGCACGGCGGCGGCGGCCCGCUUAAGGGCGGCGGCGCUGCGGGUCCCCUCGGCGCGCCGCAGCCCCUUCAGCCGCCGCCGCCGCCGCCGCCGCCGCCACCACCCGAGCGCGCCGAGCCUCCACCCGACAGCCUGCGCCCGCGGCCCGCCUCUCUCUCCUCCGCCUCGUCCACCCCAGCUUCCUCCUCCACCUCGGCCUCUUCUGCCUCCUGCGCUGCUGCCGCCGCUGCCGCCGCACUGGCAGGUCUCUCGGCUCUGCCAGUGUCGCAGCUGCCGGUGUUCGCGCCUUUAGCCGUCGCCGCCGAGCCGCUGCCCCCCAAGGAACUGUGCCUCGGCGCCUCCUCCGGCCCGGGGCCCGUCAAGUGCGGCGGCGGUGGUGGCGGGGAUGGCCGGGGCGCCCCGCGCUUCCGCUGCAGCGCGGAGGAGCUGGACUAUUACCUGUACGGCCAGCAGCGCAUGGAGAUCAUCCCGCUCAACCAGCACACCAGCGACCCCAACAACCGUUGCGACAUGUGCGCAGACAACCGCAACGGCGAGUGCCCCAUGCACGGGCCCCUGCACUCGCUGCGCCGGCUCGUGGGUACCAGCAGCGCCGCAGCCGCUGCGCCCCCGCCGGAGCUGCCGGAGUGGCUGCGGGACCUGCCGCGGGAGGUGUGCCUGUGCACCAGCACGGUGCCUGGCCUGGCUUAUGGCAUCUGCGCGGCGCAGAGGAUACAGCAGGGCACCUGGAUUGGGCCCUUCCAGGGCGUGCUCCUGCCCCCAGAGAAGGUGCAGGCGGGGGCCGUGAGGAACACGCAGCAUCUCUGGGAGAUAUAUGACCAGGAUGGGACACUACAGCACUUUAUUGAUGGUGGGGAACCUAGUAAGUCGAGCUGGAUGAGGUAUAUCCGAUGUGCAAGGCACUGCGGAGAGCAGAAUCUAACAGUAGUUCAGUACAGGUCGAAUAUAUUCUACCGAGCCUGUAUAGAUAUCCCCAGGGGCACCGAGCUUCUGGUGUGGUACAAUGACAGCUAUACGUCUUUCUUUGGGAUCCCCUUACAAUGCAUUGCCCAGGAUGAAAACUUAAACGUCCCUUCGACGGUAAUGGAAGCCAUGUGCAGACAAGAUGCCCUGCAGCCCUUCAACAAGAGCAGCAAACUCUCCCUGGCCGCCCAGCAGCGCUCAGUCGUUUUCCCACAGACGUGCAGCAGGAACUUCUCUCUCCUGGAUAAGUCUGGGCCCAUAGAAUCAGGAUUUAAUCAAAUCAACGUGAAAAACCAGCGAGUCCUUGCGAGCCCGACUUCCACGAGCCAGCUCCACUCGGAGUUCAGUGACUGGCACCUUUGGAAAUGUGGGCAGUGCUUCAAGACUUUCACCCAGCGGAUCCUCCUACAGAUGCACGUGUGCACGCAGAACCCCGACAGACCCUACCAAUGCGGUCACUGCUCCCAGUCCUUUUCCCAACCUUCAGAACUGAGGAACCACGUGGUCACUCACUCCAGUGACCGGCCUUUCAAGUGCGGCUACUGUGGUCGUGCCUUUGCCGGGGCCACCACCCUCAACAACCACAUCCGAACCCACACUGGAGAAAAGCCCUUCAAGUGCGAGAGGUGUGAGAGGAGCUUCACGCAGGCCACCCAGCUGAGCCGACACCAGCGGAUGCCCAAUGAGUGCAAGCCAAUAACCGAGAGCCCAGAAUCAAUCGAAGUGGAUUAA